Strigops habroptila (Kakapo) is the source of this 1970-nucleotide messenger RNA. RefSeq names its product coiled-coil domain containing 134 (gene CCDC134). The transcript has 7 exons. The record is from RefSeq and is a predicted model, not a curated record. Lineage: Eukaryota; Metazoa; Chordata; Aves; Psittaciformes; Psittacidae. Bases 109 to 798 code for a protein of 229 amino acids.
GCGGGGCGGGGCGGGGAAGCGGCGGCGGCGGCAUGGCAGCGCGGCGGGCGUGAGCGCCGCUCCCGGCACCGGUACCCGGUACCCGGCCCGCAGGCUGUGGCGGCCGACAUGGAUCUUCUCUUCCUCUGCCCCUUCCUGCUGGCGCUGCUGCUGUCCUGGGGCGGCUUCGCUGACCUGGAGAAACAGAGGGUGGACUCUGGCUUGGAGAUCUAUAAGAAGCUGUUUGAGGUGAAGCGCAAGGACCAGAUGAAUGCGCUGAAGAACCUGAUCGAGCUCAAUGACAUCAACCAGCAGUACAAAAUCAUUGACAUCAUGCUCAAGGGACUCUUCAAAGUGCUAGAGGACUCCCGGGCUGUGCUCAUUGCUGCUGACGUGCCUCCCGAUGGACCUUUCCCUCAGGACGAGAAGAUAAAGGAUGCAUACUCCCACGUGGUGGAGAACACGGCCUUCUUCGGGGACGUCGUCCUGCGCUUCCCCAAGAUCGUGCACCACUACUUUGACCGCAAUUCCAACUGGAACAGCCUCAUCCGCUGGGGCAUCGGCUUCUGCAACCUGACAGGCGUGUUUGAACAGGGACCUCACUCACAGGUCCUGGGGCUGAUGGCUCAGGAGCUGGGAAUCAGUGAGAAAUCACCCGAUUACCGCAAUCCCUUUAAAAUGGAGCACUCCGAGUUUUUCCCCAGCGCCGACACCUUCCAGAAGGCGUUGCGGGAGGAGGAGAAGCGGAGGAAGAAGGAGGAGAAGCGGAAGGAGAUCCGCAAGGGCCCACGCAUCUCCCGCUCGCAGUCGGAGCUGUAGCUCCCUCUCGGCGGCCUCGGGCCAGUGCCCCGUGGUCCCCUUUCCGUUUGUGCUGUGGGGUUUUGUUUCAUUGCCUUUCUCUUUGGUUCAGCUGGGGCUGGGUGGUGGUGCCGGUGGGUUGCCCCAGUGGGGCUGAGGGGGGCUGAUGUGGGGUUCCCCUUCCCCAGAGCCAAAGCACAGACGGGAAGGCAGCGGGGCCGUCCCCAUGGCCUGUGGGGAAGUAGGGCGAGGGGGAGCCGGGGGAUCCCCCCCUCCGCAGCACGCCCUGCACUGAACGUGCCUCCUCCGUCAUGGUGGGCUGGGGAGCGUGUCACGCCAAACACCCUCAUGAGCAAUGCUGCUUCGCUCAGUUCUUUUUUUGGUUAGACUGGUGAUCUCAUUGGCACCCCCCACCUGGUUAUACCUGGUCUCUGCCCAGCCGCUACCUCUGCUGGAGCAGCUCUCCCCUCUUCCCAGCACCUGUUUUUCACCAAGCAACCUGUGUUUCGUCGGUCAGCCAUAGUUGAAAAGGCUGAUGGCAUCAGUUCCUGGCCCGGCAACAUCCUGCUCUCUUGGGUGGGCAUUCCCUGAAGGGAGGCAAAUGUGGUGAUAUUUGGGAAGGAGGGAUUUCAGUUCUUGGCCUUCUUUGCAGCUGAUGGACACACAUAAUGCAAGUACUGCUGAUGCUGAAGGUGCGGGGGAGCCAGCCAUGAGCCCUGUGAGCCUGUCCUGCCCCUCAUCCCUCCUGUACCCAUCCCUCGGCUGUGGGGCUGGCCCUUUCUACAUUAGUUCCUUACAGCCCCUAGUCACGGGGAUAGCCAGCCAAGAGGAUGUGGGAACGGCAGGGCUGUAGCAGAGAGGGAGCUAGCUGGGAGGCUGUGACCCUCUGCACGGUGUCUCGGCUGCAGGGGCAUCGGAGGCAUGGGCUGGCCCUGGGACCCCGCACAACCGCCCUGCACUUUCCCAUGGUCGCUAAUGAACUCGCAGCAGACGAGGCUCUUGCGGAAGGGCCGUCCCCGAGAAGCAGGUGCUCUGUGCCCGGCUGGGGGCACCACAGCCUUUGGGAAGGGGUGAAACGUCCUGAAUGUUUCAGCGCGGAGCCAGGUCUGUCCGGCUGCGGGUUGGCAACGGGUCCGUGUUUUGUUUUAAUGGAAUAAAAUUGACUUUAUUUUUUUUUUUAUUAAGUAAAAGAA